AUAUCUGUUCCCGUCGGGGGGGUUCUUCUGUUCGUUGUGUUUGUCCCAGCGGCGGUGGGAAUGGAUUUGAAAUCUCGCGAUUGUUGGGACUUUAGAAGUUCCAGUGGAAAAUGGCGCCCGUUGUGACGGGGAAGUUUGGUGAGCAAGCUCCACCGCAGCGCCUGACGAGAGAGGCCAUGAGAAACUACCUGAAGGAGAGGGGAGACCAGACCUUACUCAUACUACACGCUAAAGUGGCACAGAAGUCUUACGGCAACGAGAAGAGGUUCUUCUGCCCUCCUCCUUGUAUCUAUCUGAUGGGCUGUGGCUGGAAGAAGAAGACGGAGGAGAUGGAGAGAGAGGGCUGUUCAGAGCAGGAGGCUCAGCCCUGUGCCUUUAUAGGGAUAGGAAACAGUGACCAGGAGAUGCAGCAACUCAACAUAGAGGGGAAGGACUUCUGCACAGCUAAGACUCUAUACAUCAGUGACAGUGACAAGAGGAAACACUUCAUGCUGUCAGUCAAGAUGUUCUAUGGUAACAGUACAGACAUAGGAGUCUUCCUUAGUAAGAGGAUCAAAGUUAUCUCUAAACCGUCCAAGAAGAAACAGUCUCUGAAGAACGCUGACCUGUGUAUAGCGUCAGGGACCAAGGUUGCGUUGUUUAACCGGCUGCGUUCUCAGACCGUCAGUACCCGCUACCUACACGUGGAGGGAGGGAACUUCCAUGCCAGUUCACAACAGUGGGGAGCCUUCUACAUACACCUCUUGGAGGAGGAAGAGCCGGAAGGGGAGGAGUUUGCGGUGAGGGAUGGAUACAUCCACUAUGGUCAGACUGUCAAACUGGUCUGUUCUGUCACUGGUAUGGCGCUGCCUAGACUGGUGAUCCGUAAGGUGGACAAGCAGACAGCGUUGAUGGAUGCAGACGACCCAGUGUCUCAGCUCCACAAGUGUUCCUUCUACCUGAAAGACACCGAGAGAAUGUACCUCUGUCUCUCACAGGAGAGAAUCAUUCAGUUCCAGGCCACGCCCUGCCCCAAAAAGACCACUAUGGAUGUAACCCUCGAUGGAGCCUCCUGGACCAUCAUCAGUACAGACAAGGCAGAGUACACCUUCUAUCAGGGGAUGGGUCCUGUACCCUGUCCUGUUACACUGGUCCCUGUGGUGGAGAGUCUGCAGUUGAAUGGUGGAGGUGAUGUGGCCAUGUUGGAGCUGACGGGACAGAACUUUGCUCCAGAUCUCCGAGUCUGGUUUGGAGAUAUCGAGGCUGACACCAUGUACAGGUGUGGAGAGAGCGUGCUCUGUGUGGUGCCUGACAUCUCCGCCUUCAGAGAGGGGUGGCGCUGGGUCCGUCAGCCCGUCCAGGUGCCCGUCACCUUGGUCCGCAACGACGGAGUCAUCUACUCCACGGCCCUCACCUUCACCUAUACCCCAGAACCAGGCCCUCGGCUUCACUGCAGCGCUGCCGGAGCCAUCCUCCAGACCCACAGUCACAGUAUCUCCUCUUCGUCCUCAUCCUCGCCUUCCUCAGGGAGUCUGGGGAUGGGAGGUUUAGGGGUUGGCGGAAGGACAGACGGGCUACGGGAUUGGCCAAGGGGAGGGUCAACCAAUAGCGUUGGGUUGUUGUCGGGUUCAUCGGUGAUGUCAGUAUCGUCAUAGCAGCGGGGAAGUGUGUGUGGGGGGGAGGUGAGAGGCUCAUGGACCUGCUUUGAAACCACCCUCGCUCGCUCAAGGACUCUUUGGAAAGAGAGCGAUUUGAGUUGAAGAGGAGAAGAGAAGAAGAGAGAUGAGGUUCUGAUGAAAGACGGACCUGGAAGGAGGGGGAUCCCCUCUCUCUGGCGCCCCCGUGUGGUCAGUUGUGGACAUGACACUGCUGCCUGGGAGAGGUUUCACCUCCAGGAUGACACAAUAACUAGGAGCCCUUUUUAUACAUUUGUUAGAGAACAACUUUUUUUAUUUUCAACACUCACAAUUUCUACAAAGUUUAGAUAAUUAUUUUGACCCACAACAAAGGGCUUGGUAAUGAUGGAGAUAUCACUCGUGUGCAGAGAAACGUCAUUAUUGUUUUAUGGGUGAAACAUUUAUAA
Messenger RNA from Oncorhynchus tshawytscha (Chinook salmon), 2062 nucleotides. RefSeq names its product recombining binding protein suppressor of hairless-like. Gene Ontology annotation, molecular function: RNA polymerase II cis-regulatory region sequence-specific DNA binding; DNA-binding transcription activator activity, RNA polymerase II-specific. The transcript is spliced from 12 exons. Gene Ontology annotation, biological process: Notch signaling pathway; regulation of transcription by RNA polymerase II. The record is from RefSeq and is a predicted model, not a curated record. Gene Ontology annotation, cellular component: nucleus; MAML1-RBP-Jkappa- ICN1 complex. The coding region runs from base 111 to 1634 and encodes 507 amino acids. NCBI's taxonomy places the organism in Eukaryota, Metazoa, Chordata, Actinopteri, Salmoniformes, Salmonidae.